This is a messenger RNA of Sclerotinia trifoliorum, 3127 nucleotides long. NCBI's taxonomy places the organism in Eukaryota, Fungi, Ascomycota, Leotiomycetes, Helotiales, Sclerotiniaceae. The record is from the annotation of a GenBank genome assembly.
CUCGUUCUACCGAUAUGCUCAAUUCGGGGGCUCAUGAGAGUAGAGUAGAUAUGGUGAAGAACAGGCUUAGAAUGUCUUGGGUAGUACGACAGCAUUUUUCAUGUGAAGUUGCAAACACACUUGCUACGUACCAAUUCAUUUUGCAUAUGCUUGGUACUGUAGGAUAUGAUCAUUUAGAUGAUUAAGACAGCAUACCGUUUCCAUAUAUGUAUGAUAAAAAUGUAGACAAAAUAAAGUUUCUGUAUUCUCGCCCAAUGUCAAGUGGAAAACGACUGGCUGAUUUUACACCGCCUUUCUUGAAUUGGCAGAAUCUAUUUGAUAAACAUAUCAACGAGCCUCGACCACUUUCUCCCCUCGAAAUCAUACAAUUCUCCAAGCUUCGUACAAUAACACGCGCCAAUUACUACAGCUAGUUAACUCCAGUUCGAAUCAAUCACAUCAAAAUCCUUUUCGCUAUAUAAACCCUUCCCUGCUGUAUUCAAUAGAACCUAUCGACGCGACGCGCAUUGCCAAAAUGGCAGUCCAUGAUGUUGCCCCGGACUACAUUACCUUUGAGAGUAGAGUGGCAUCUUACCGUUAUGCACAACCUAUUACCGGCCGUAGGGCAUCGACCACUGGAUCAAGAGUUCCAAAAACUCACAAAUGGCCACACAAGUUCUUGUUGCCAGAACAGGUACGAUGUACUCUACCUUUGUUAACCUGUUGCCCGCUGACUUUGUGUAAAGCUUGCAAAAGCCGGUUUUUUUUAUUACCCUUCCCAAGCCAAUCCAGACAAUUCCGCUUGCUUUCUCUGCCAUAGAUCCAUUGACGCCUGGGAGGAGGGUGACGAUCCACUGGUAGAACAUUUAAAACAUUCUCCAAAUUGUGGAUGGGCAACUGUUGCUGCCAUUGAAGCACAAGAUGAAGAAUUAAGCAAGGAGUUUCCUGCCAGUUUAAGAAUGGUCGAGGCUAGAACUGCAACAUUUGCAGGAAGAUGGCCUCAUGAGGCUAAGAGGGGCUGGAAAUGCAAGACUAAACAGGUAUGAGCUGUCUUUCAUCCAUGACGACAUUUACGCUGACGCGGUAAUAGUUAGUCAACGCUGGAUGGAAAUAUACCCCAACUUCGGAUUCAAAUGAUAUGGCUACCUGCACUUAUUGUUCACUGGCGUUAGAUGGAUGGGAGCCAUCCGACAAGCCAUUGUAUGUUUGGGAAAGUUUCUAGUGUCUACAAAAGCUAACUCAUCUCACAGGGAUGAACAUUAUAAUCGAUCGCCCGACUGUCCCUUCUUCACACUUAUUGACGAACAUAAUGCAGAACUCGCCUUGAAAAAAUCAACAACUGGCAAAAAAGGCAGACCAUCGAAAGCAUCCAGAUUAUCUACACAGUCCGCUAUUACUGUUGCCAGCGAUGCAACUGCUGAAGAAGGAGAUAGCAUUAUCUCUACAGCCACAACAAAAGGCAAAGCAUCUGGGCUUAGGGGUCGGAAGCCUCAAGCUAAAAAUACCGAGCCACCGCGAUUAUCUGCACAAUCUGCUAUUACUGUUGCUAGCGAUGCUGCUGUUGAAGAAGGAGAUAGCAUUCUCUCAACAGCCACAACAAAAGCAAAGACAUCUGGACUUAGGGGUCGAAAGCCCAAGGCCAAAAAGGUUGAGCCAAUUGAAGUUUCUAAAGCCCUAUCAGUAUCUACCACGUCUAGUAGAAAGAGGAAGAGUGACGACGAGGCCUCUCAGCCUGACGUCCCAAAUCCAGAGCCUAAAAGACGCACCACAAGGGCUAGUACGGCACGUGUUGUUGUUCCCCAAGCAUCCGCUGCGCCAUUACGAGCACCAACCUUCACAGACUUGCAGAACCAGGCAGUAAUUUCGGAUUUGCUCUGGAUGGAAGGUUCUCCCCCAUCAUCUCCUCCACCCUUGUCAUCUCCUCCACCCUUGUCAUCUCCUCCACCCUUGUCACCACCUCAAUCUCCAGCCGAAGACAACCAAUUUUCAGACACAGAACAUCAGUCUUCUGACGCGGAAAAUCAUCUUCCUGAGAGACCAAACACCCCUCCAAAUCAAAGUUUUAUGGCACCUAAAACUACUAAGCAGUGGGAGGCCAUAGAUACCGAGAUGUUUUUUGGUGAGGAAGAACAUGAGCAUUUCGUAACCGCAAUGGCCAAACUCAAAACGGGAAAUUUAAGCAAAGCAGAAAGUCAAAUGUCGGUGGAACAAUGGAUAUAUCACACGGCGGAGGUUGCUCAAGAAAAGCUUCGUGAAGAGUGUGAGCGAAUGGUAGCAGCGUUUGAAGCAGAAGGUCUGAAGGCCUUGGCUUGUUUGGAAGCAAUUGAGAUUGUUUGAAUUUAAUUUUGAGACUGUCUUUUCUAGAAGCAAGUGUGAUUGCUUGACUUACUUUCGACAUUGUCUGAGCUUACUAGGACAUGUUCAAAUCGAAGUUCAACAUAUCUUCUUUUCCUGCAUUUAAUUGGGCGCCGGGUUUUAGCAGCCAUUGUUACAAAUCAUAAACAACAAUUGAAAACACUUCCACUAUGGAGUGGAGUUCUUUCCUCCAUGGGGUUCUGAUUAGGGUCGUUUCGAGCAGUGACUCCUUCACUAAUCAGAACUCAUGGGGCAUAUAAGAACCCUGAUAUUGUCGUUUAUGACCCGCAACAAUGGCUAUAAAGCUUGGCGUAGUUGGUGACAGGCGGAAUGAGGUUGAUUAGGUUGGAUUGGAAAUAGAUGAAAGAAGUUUUUUUUUAUAUUCUUAGCGACUGGAAGGGCGAGGCGUUUACAUUGUAGGAGCUUUCUGGGAACAAUAAGGAUACAGAGGAUUAUUGGCGUUUGCUUGUUUUGGUUUUUUUGACUCUUUAUAGGUAGGUUGAUUAAAUAUUUAUACCCGUUAUCAUUUGUUAUUCAUUACUCAUUUUUGCUGUUAGGAAGUGAUGAGAUUAUAUACUAUGCCUCUAACUGAUAUAAGAUAUUUUUUUUGAAUUGUUGUGGAUAGUAUAACUUAGACAUUGAGAUAUUCAUAAAGAGAUUUAAUUGAUUUUUCUCGGCGAUAUUUCUCUAUCUACUAGGUAAUUAUCAAGCUAGAUCCUAUAAUAAUUACUCCGUAUUAUUCUUUAGUAUCUUAAUUUGAAUUUGAUAUUCAUCUUAUUAUAUAUAUAUAGUU